This is a messenger RNA of Colletotrichum godetiae, 1619 nucleotides long. Its product is annotated as extracellular sulfatase Sulf-2. Gene Ontology annotation, molecular function: N-acetylglucosamine-6-sulfatase activity; glycosaminoglycan binding. The record is from RefSeq and is a predicted model, not a curated record. The coding region runs from base 1 to 1563 and encodes 520 amino acids. The transcript has a single exon. Lineage: Eukaryota; Fungi; Ascomycota; Sordariomycetes; Glomerellales; Glomerellaceae.
AUGACGGACUCCAGGCCCAACAUUGUCUUCAUCAUGGCUGAUGACCAUGCCUCCAAGGCCAUCAGCGCUUACGGGGCUGGUAUUAAUCACACGCCAAAUAUUGACCGUCUCGCAUCGGAGGGGAUGAAGUUCAACCAUUGCUAUGUCACCAACUCCAUCUGCACUCCGUCCCGUGCGGCAAUUCUUACCGGCACGCACAACCAUGUCAACGGCGUUAUGACGCUAAACGACAACAUCAACAAGCACUUGCCGAACGUUGCGAAGCAUAUGCGCACCGGCGGAUACAGGACUGCGAUGGUCGGGAAGUGGCACUUGGGCGAGGGCAGACCACAUGAACCCACGGGCUUUGACUACUGGUCUGUUCUGCCCGGACAGGGAGACUACUGGGACCCCGAGUUCAUUGAGCCAACGGGCGAGAAGAUUGAAGAAGGCUAUGUUACGGACAUCAUCACCGACAAGUGCCUCGACUGGAUCUCAAAGACCAAGGACACCGACAAGCCCUUCUUCUUAAUGUGCCACCACAAGGCGCCGCACCGCUCGUGGGAGUGCGACGAGAAGCACAAAGACCUGUAUAAAGACACGAUACGCGUUCCCGAGACAUACGACGACGACUACAAGAACCGCGCAAAGGCUGCAAAGGUUGCAAAGAUGCGCGUGGCUGAAGACAUGACGUACCAGGACCUGGGACUUGUGCAGCCAGACGGCGGUAACAAGGUCGGCGAUCGCGUCGUCCAGGAGGCUGGCUCUGCGCAGCGCAAGAUUCCCAUAGACGCCAAGAGACUGAUCGAUAAAGAGGACGGAACCAUGUUCACCUUCAAGAGUCAAGACGACCUCGCCCAUUUCAAGUUCCAAAGGUACAUGCAGCGAUAUCUGCGUACCAUCCAGUCUGUCGACGACAAUGUCGGGCGAAUGCUUGACUACCUCGAGGCCAACGGACUCGCGGAAAACACCAUUGUGAUCUACACCUCCGACCAGGGUUUCUUCCUCGGCGAGCACGGCUGGUUCGACAAGCGAUUCAUGUACGAGGAGUCUUUCCAGAUGCCCUUCCUCAUUCGAUAUCCCGCGGGAAUCGCCAAAGGUUCCAUAUCCGACGACAUCAUCUGCAAUGUCGAUUUUGCGCCUACCUUCCUCGAUUUCGCGAAUCUUCACAUCCCGAGCUACAUGCAAGGCGAAUCCUUCCGCCAGUUGCUGCAGGGGAACACGCCGACGGAUUGGCAACAGAUCGCCUAUCACCGGUACUGGAUGCACAAUGAUAUCAUUCACCACGCCUACGCGCAUUAUGGUGUAAGAGACCAGCGAUACAAACUCAUCUACUGGUACAACGAGCCGUUGGAAGUCAGUGGUGCCAGGCCAGGUGGGGAGAAGGAUAAGGAGUGGGAGCUGUUUGACUGCGAGAAGGAUCCGUUGGAAUUGUUCAAUGUUUAUCGUGAUCCGGCUUAUUCUGAGACCGUGAAGCAUAUGACACAAUUGCUGGAGUUGAAGAUGGAACAAAUCGGUGACGAGCCUGUUCAUCCGAGAGGUGGUGAUCUGGGUAGGUCGGUGAGUAUGGCGAGUAAGUUGUAAGGCAAAAUACAAACCAUCCUACGGUCUACUUCGAAUGAGUAACUAGAGUAGUCGGC